Ectocarpus sp. CCAP 1310/34 is the source of this 1586-nucleotide messenger RNA. Lineage: Eukaryota; Phaeophyceae; Ectocarpales; Ectocarpaceae. The record is from the annotation of a GenBank genome assembly.
UGCUGUCUUUCAGCAUCGUAGACAACAGAUACAAAGGCAGAAACACCAUGGAAGAGGGCAAAGCACCAGGAGGGGAGGCGGGGGGGGUUGGGGGACAACAGUUGAACGAACAGCAGAUAAUCGGGACAUAUCGUGGGAUGCUUGGCGACGUAAAUCAGAUGCGGCGCAAGAUCUCCGAACUGGAGCAGGAGGUCUCCGAACACCAGAUGGUGGUGGACACCCUGGAGCCCUUGGAGCGGACGCGGAGAGCCUACCGCCUGGUGGGAGGGGUGCUGGUGGAGCGCACGGUGGGGGAGGUGCUGCCCACGGUGAAGGCAAACCAGGAGGGCAUCAAGCAGCUCCUGCAGCAGCUGGCCACUACCCGGGCCAACAAGGAGAAGGAGGCGGCAGAAUGGAAGAUGAAGUACAAGAUACGGUCUCAACAGGAAGCUCAGGCGAUGUCACAGGCACAGGGGGUCCCGACACCACAAGCAUUGCAAGCAUGACUCUUGAUAGCUAAGCCUACCCCCUUGGGGUAGAUCUUCAUUUAGGGAGUUAGGAGCAUCGUUUUCCGUUGUUGAGUGUUGGCGUUCGCGUUGGGGAUGGCUUGUGCCAUGGAACUUUUUUUUUUGCCACCCAAGAGAAGCGCGUGUCGGUGUGUGAGGAUUGAACUCUAUCAUUCGUCUUGACGCCGAACUUUGGUCUUUGUGUUCUCGGACUCAUGGUGCUCAUUUAUUAUUAUGGUUUCCCUGCUUGCUGUGCCCCUGUCAACCAUGGGGAAAACCGUGGGAGGCAAGAAGCUAAAGUUCGGGAAAUUUGAUGUGAUACCGAGGCCGGAAAUCGUUAGAGGCUGGUAUAGUUCGCGAAGUGGUUUCAGUAGUCAGGGACGCUGCCACCGCUGGCUGCACAUGGCAGUGUACUACGAAAUAUGAUGACAUGGUUGACACGAAAUUCAAUUUAUUGGAGCGUUUUUUUCGUCGCUCCUGGUCUCGGGGCGAACGGAACCAACUUGUGAACAUCGCGGAGCGUUAUGUGGCGCAGAACGAUGUUGCUACCGACUUGGCAGGUACUUGAGCGUUUCUCUCCGUUUUGACGAUCACCCGUUACGGAAUGUGCUCGUCCUGGUUAUGGUAGUCAAGGAAACUUUGGCAAAUAUCCUGGACACGCAAGGUUGCAAGGGCACAGGAGGACGCACAAACCCCGCCCCCUGCCUUCCCCAUAAUCAUUGGGCUUGUACUCGUCUUUCGGUCGGGUCGCUUGGAGAACCAAAAUUCUUGUACCCAUCCUGUUCUAUCCUAGUCUCCCAAACCAACCGUUUCCGAUGCCAGUUGUGACCACGGAAGGGUUCUGCGCGAGUUGGACCGGUCCGGCUGUUAGAGGUACUAUGUAGAGCGUAGACAUCGGAACGGUUUUCAAUGUGGAAGGAAGACAACAACCAACAAUAACAAUCUCGGGACCAAUUUACUGUCUCAAAGCGACUGAGACAACGCUUGGGGUAUGCAUACAUCAUCAUUCAGCUCCGGUGCCCGCUGGUUAAUGAACUAGCAGCCCACAUAGCAGCAGGGGGUCCAGCCCCCCCGUCUUUUGUGACCCCGGUUGGGUCGUCU